UCCACUCCCUCAGCGCGCGCCCACCCGUCAUUGCGUCGACACCCAGGAAGUGUUGGUAGUGGUGGUGGUGUUGUUGUUGUUCGACAGAUUCCUCCUUUCUCUAGCCCAAGAAUGGCGUCGUUUAUUUCUGUCCCGUUAAAGAAAUCAUCGGAGGUGGACCUAGUGAAACCUCUGUCUAAAUUUAUCAGCUCCACAUACUCCGCUGGGGAGGAGCAGGCGGAAUAUAUCCGCGGUGUGGAAGAGCUGAACAAGUUGCGCAAAACAGCUUUGGGGAGGCCGCUGGACAAACAUGAAAGCUCGCUGGAGAUCUUGCUGAGAUACUAUGAUCAGCUGUGUGCUAUUGAACCCAAGUUUCCCUUCUCUGAGAAUCAGUUGUGUUUGACUUUCACAUGGAAAGAUGCAUUUGAUAAAGGAUCCCUUUUUGGUGGUUCAGUCAAGCUUGCACUGGCCAGCUUGGGAUAUGAGAAGAGCUGUGUUUUAUUCAAUAUUGGUGCACUGGCCAGCCAGAUUGCCUCAGAGCAGAACCUUGACAAUGAUGAAGGACUAAAGGCAGCUGCAAAGUUUUAUCAGCUGGCCAGUGGAGCAUUCUCCCACAUCAAAGACACAGUGCUGUCUGCUCUGAACCGUGAGCCCACCAUGGACAUAUCUCCAGACACUGUGGGGACCCUCAGUCAUAUCAUGCUGGCCCAGGCACAAGAGGUUUUUUUCCUCAAAGCCACAUCAGAUAAAAUGAAAGAUGCUAUUAUAGCAAAACUUGCCAAUCAAGCAGCGGAGUUUUACGGAGAUGCAUUUAAGCAAUGCCAGUACAAGGAGAAUUUACCCAAGUAUUUUUAUUUCCAGGAGGUGCUGCCAAUCCUGGCUGCAAAGCACUGCAUCAUGCAGGCUAAUGCUGAAUAUCACCAGUCCAUUCUAGCAAAGCAGCAGAAGAAAUUUGGGGAGGAAAUUGCCAGACUACAGCAUGCAGCGGAUUUGGUAAAGACUGUGGCCUCGCGCUAUGAUGAAUAUGUCAAUGUAAAAGAUCUCUCGGAUAAAAUCUCACGUGCUCUAACUGCAGCAAAAAAAGACAACGACUUCAUCUAUCAUGAUCGUGUUCCAGAUCUGAAGGAUCUGGACAGUAUUGGCAAAGCUGCUUUGGUGAAGGCCACAGCAAUCAAUGUGCCCAUGUGUCAGAAAUUCACCGACCUGUUUGAGAAAAUGGUCCCCAUGGCAGUGCAGCAAGCAGUGAGCACAUAUAGCCAGAGGAAGUCGGAGAUCGUGAACAGGCUGAUAGGGCAAAUGAGAGAAGCGACAAACCUUUGCAAUGGUGUGCUGGCCUCAUUGAACCUGCCAGCUGCUCUAGAGGACCUGUCUGGAGACAGUGUUCCACAGUCUAUCCUGGAAAAGUCCAGAGCCAUCAUCCAGCAGGGAGGACUGCAGAGCAUUGACAGACUCAUCAAGGACCUUCCUGAGCUGCUGCAGAGGAACAGAGAGAUCUUGGAUGAGUCACUGAAAAUAUUGGAUGAAGAAGAGGCAACAGAUACCGAACUCAGAACAAAAUUCAGUCAGCGCUGGCAGAGGACCCCUUCUAAUGACCUCUACAAGCCCCUGAGAACAGAGGGAUCAAAUUUCCGCAAUGUUUUGGAUAAAGCUGUGCAGGCAGACAAAGUGGUCAGAGAACGUUAUCACACCCACUGUGAUAUGAUUGCCCUUCUCUGCAAGCCCGAGCCUGAACUCAAUGCUGCAAUUCCCUCUGCCAAUCCAGCAAAAACCCUGCAGGGCAGCGAGGUUGUAGGAGUACUCCGGUCUCAAUUGAGCAAACUUGAUGAGGUGAAAAGGGAGAGGGAGCAGUUGGAGAAUGACGUCAAGUCAGUCCAGUUUGACAUGACCAGUAAGUUUCUGACUGCACUGGCUCAGGAUGGUGCCCUUAACGAGGAGGCUAUCUCUGUAACAGAGCUUGAUAACAUCUAUGGUGGAUACACCCAGAAGGUGCAGCAGAGUUUGAAGACCCAAGAGGAGAUUCUAGGAAAUAUACAGACAUCUCACCAGGAGUUUUCUGCAAUGAAGCAGUCAAACACAGAUGCCAAGGAAAGAGAGGAAGUGCUGAAGAAACUGGCCUCUGCUCAUGACAGCUAUGUUGAGAUCUCCAACAAUCUGAAAGAAGGCACCAAGUUUUAUAAUGAUCUGACUGAAAUCCUCCUGAAGUUCCAAAACAAGUGCAGUGACAUUGUUUUUGCACGCAAAACUGAGCGAGAUGAACUUCUCAAGGAGUUACAGCAGAGUAUUGCUCGAGAGCCCAGUGCUCCCUCUUUCCCUACUGUGCCUGCAUACCAGUGCAACCCCAGCACUCCUACUGUUACUGCCUCUGGUCCUCCUGGAGCACCCACUCCAGCACCGAGAACUGUGUUUCAAAGCAAACCCCAGCCCCCAGCGCGCCCACCUCCUCCUGUAAUAUGCAGUGCAGCCACCAGCACUAGCACACCUCUUCCAACUACUGUGGUGGCCAGCACUGAUGCACCAUCUGUCAGUACCACUCUCUCCAUGGUGCCUCCUGGUGCCCCAUCACAGGCUCAGGGUCCUCCGUACCCAACAUACCCUGGAUACCAGGGGUACAUGCAGAUGCCCAUGGCCUACAAUCCGUAUGCUUUUGGGCAGUAUAACAUACCAUACAUGUACCAGGGCCCAGGACAAGGCAGUUUCCCUGGUGCCCAACCACCCCAGCAACAUCCCUAUCCCUACCCACAGCAACCCCAGCAGCCUUAUUACCCCCAGCAGUAAUGCAUCCUUGCAGGCUACCUCUUCAGGAUUGAAAAUAACUCUCUAAUGCUUACCUUAUUUAGUUACAUUUUCAAAUGUGCUUGUAUUAUUUCUUUUUGUUGUUUCUUUUUCUAAGUUAAUUCUGCUCAUAGCACUACGUCAACUUGACUGUUUUACCAGAAUGACACUAGGUAGAAAUUCCAGAUACAAUCUCGUAUAUUAAUUUUUCAAAUAAAAAUGGUGGCUUAGGAAAUAGGAUGCCUUCUUGUAGGAGAAUUUAAUACAUAUCCCUCACGGAGGGAAGACGGACUUAAUCUGUUGUAGAAUUUCACCUUGCAAAUAAGUUGUAUAAUAAAUGCCGGUAUAUACUGUAAUUUAAAAAAAACAUCCUUUGUUCUCUUUAGAUGUUUUUGUUAUAUAAAAUUAUUUUGGGGACAGGCUAAGGCAUGGAAGAACUAUGUUAUACAGAUUACAGUCUAUUUUUCCUUCCUCAAUCUGUAUGUUGGGUAUCUAUUGUUUUCUCUUGCAAUCAGAACCUUGUAAAUCACUAGGUAAAUAAAAGUAUAUAUAUCUAAAAUAACAUUUAUUGUUAACCAAAUUAUGAUUGAUCCUUAAGGGUUUUUUCUUAUUUUGUGGCUGAUUAAAAGAUUAGUAUAUCAUAUUUCUUAUUUCAAGGUCGUACCUGCUGGAUGUCCUGCUUUGUGUGCUCCGUGUGAUCUCAUGUUCAUUUUUUUCCUUAGACUGUCAUUUGUAAUUUUAAAACAUAAUAUCUAAAACAGCUUUUGAAAUAUAUUCUUGAAGGGGUUUUCCAGGAAGUGUGCAAGGGAGCGAAUUAUUUUCAUACACAAAUGAAUGUUUUUACUUUAUAACAGUGAUACUGCAUUUUGAGUCCUCUUUCUGAUUUAAAAAUAUUCCUAAAUGUUUUUUAUUAAUUGAAAUUUUUCAUUAACAUGACACAGCACACAGAAUACAGAAAAAGGAGGUAUUGGUGAUAUAUAUUGUACUACACAUUAAAUCACAUUUCAGGCACUUGUACCAAAACUAAAGGUAAACAUUUUCUUCAGUCUUUUCUUUUGAAGAGUACUAAAAAUACUGGAAUGUUCUGAAAUAUAUCAUUUGAAUGCUUAGUAAGUGAUUGGUGUUCAGAAAAAAGGAUUCCAAAGGGUAGGUAGUCAGAAUAUUUUAUAUCCUCAAUACAGUGUUGACAAUGUUGCUUCAAUAAUAAACCAUUUUGUUGGAGAGAAAA
Lepisosteus oculatus (spotted gar) is the source of this 3979-nucleotide messenger RNA. It is a transcript of the gene pdcd6ip, whose product is annotated as programmed cell death 6 interacting protein. Gene Ontology annotation, molecular function: protein binding. Gene Ontology annotation, cellular component: endosome. The record is from RefSeq and is a predicted model, not a curated record. Gene Ontology annotation, biological process: multivesicular body sorting pathway; mitotic cytokinesis. Lineage: Eukaryota; Metazoa; Chordata; Actinopteri; Semionotiformes; Lepisosteidae.